AUGACAGUCAUCUCCCAAGACAGCUCCAAGCUGUCCUCCCUCAUCGAUUCUGAUGGUUCAGAUAUCGACGUAGAAGGAGUACAAAGUGCAGUAACCACACCGGACGAGGAUAUCGGAACGAAUGCUGCGCCAUUACUGGCAGGCAGGCCAAUCAAGGCCAUCAUUGUUGGGGCUGGAAUCGGUGGCAUUGCUACAGCCGUCUUGCUUUCGCACAAGGUUGAUGACUUGACAUAUACGUUAUACGACAGGAACAGCAAGGUGGGGGGAACUUGGGCUGAGAACACCUAUCCCGGCGUGAGGUGUGAUGUGCCCUCCCAUGUAUACCAACUCACCUUUGCUCCCAACACGCAGUGGAGCGAGUACUAUUCGGAAGGCAGUGAGAUACAGAGGUAUUACGCCGGAGUUGUCGACGACUUUGGCGUAAGCCCGAGUCUGCGGCUGUCACACGAAGUGUUGUCUGCGCGUUGGAUCGCAGAAACGUCGGAAUGGGAGGUGCAGGUGAAAAACCUAUCGACUGGGGAGGUCUUCAGCGACAGGGCCAACUUUUUGAUUUCAGCACCUGGAAGAGUCAACGAGCCUUUCUAUCCCGACUUUGAGAACCUUGAGAAGUUCAAAGGGCGCGUCCUGCACACCUCCAGAUGGGAUUCAAGUCUUGAUUUGAACAACAAGCGAGUGGCCGUGAUUGGGAAUGGCGCAUCGGGUCAACAAAUCCUACCCAAUAUUGUGUCGAGAGUGGCACACAUUGACCACUACGUCCGUUCCAAAACGUAUGUUAGCCCGACCUUCCGUAAAGGCCUUUUGGAAGCCUCGGUCGAUAUUCCUGGAGGCCUCGUCUACUCUGCGGAAGAAAAAAGGACGUUUCGAGAAAAUCCAGCGGCAUACCUGGCCUACCGCAAAAACCUCGACAAGCAACACUAUGGUGCUGUCAACAAUCGCAAUUCGAAAUUGGGGUCUGAAGGUAACACCAAGCUGCGGGAGAGUCUUCUCUCAACCAUGCUGGACCGUCUUCACGGUGACAAGGAAUGGCUGGCUCGACUGACUCCUGACUAUGCUCCGGGCUGUAAGAGGCUCACGCCUGCGCCGGGUUAUCUCGAAGCCAUCGUAGGACCCAAGGUCGAGUUCAUCGACGACAAAAUCGUCCGGGCGACAGAGCAUGGUCUGCAGACUGGCGAUGGCAACAUCCGAAAUGUGGACGUGAUCAUCCUCGCCACCGGCUUCCGAGAUGGAUUUUAUCCUCGGUUUCCGACAAUCAAUCAGACAGGGGACGAUCUCUCCAAGAUAUGGCGGCCGGGGGGCAAAGUCGGAUAUCCGGAAACGUACAUGGGUGUCAUGGCGCCAGACACCCCGAACUACUUCUUUGUCCUGCAAGCCCAGGGUAAUGCCUUUGGAGGGUCGGUGCCCUACCAGUGCGAGAUUUCAGCGACGUACAUCGCCAAAGUCAUCCGCAAGGCACAAAGGCAUCGGUACGCCACGGUCAGUCCCACCGUGGCCGCUGCGAGAGAAUUUAGCGAGGUGGUCGACCGCUACUUCGAAGACUCGGUCGUGAAUGACGGAUGUCGAAGCUACUUCAAACUCGGCGGCGGGACCGGCAAGGCAAGGAAUGUCAUCGGAUACCCAGGAACCACCAGGCACAGACUGGAGGUUCUCUCGGACCCGAGGUGGGAAGACUUCGUCUUCGAGACACUAGACGGAGCUCGCUUGGGAGCCGAUCCUCAGGAGAAAACGGCGCCACCCACGGCUCCAAACCGCUUCCAUAGUUUCUGGGCUGACGGGAGGUCGGCACUCGACGAGACCAACGACCUCGACGCGGUGACUUACUAUCUGAAAGAGGCGGGUCAGGCAGACUUGAGGCAUUUGCACGAAGAUUUGACGAUGUGA
Messenger RNA from Fonsecaea erecta, 1878 nucleotides. RefSeq lists its product as hypothetical. NCBI's taxonomy places the organism in Eukaryota, Fungi, Ascomycota, Eurotiomycetes, Chaetothyriales, Herpotrichiellaceae. The coding region runs from base 1 to 1878 and encodes 625 amino acids. The transcript has a single exon. The record is from RefSeq and is a predicted model, not a curated record.